Messenger RNA from Symphalangus syndactylus (siamang), 1817 nucleotides. RefSeq names its product tubulointerstitial nephritis antigen (gene TINAG). Gene Ontology annotation, biological process: proteolysis. Gene Ontology annotation, molecular function: cysteine-type peptidase activity. The record is from RefSeq and is a predicted model, not a curated record. NCBI's taxonomy places the organism in Eukaryota, Metazoa, Chordata, Mammalia, Primates, Hylobatidae.
GUUCAGGCUGAAGUGUCUUGAUGACUAGAAUUCAGGUUCCAAGGAGAAGCCCACAAGGCUAAGAGUAUUGGAUAUAACGGAAAGUGGAAGCUAUACCUGACUUCCGGAGAAUGUGGAACGGAUAUAAGAUCUUAAUCUUCUCUUAUCUUACUACAGAAAUCUGGAUGGAGAAGCAGUAUUUAUCUCAAAGAGAAGUGGACCUAGAGGCUUAUUUCACUAGAAAUCACACCAUUUUGCAAGGUACUCGAUUCAAAAGAGCCAUUUUCCAAGGGCAAUACUGUAGAAAUUUUGGCUGUUGUGAAGACAGAGAUGAUGGCUGUGUCACUGAGUUCUAUGAGGCAAAUGCGUUGUGCUACUGUGAUAAAUUCUGUGACAGAGAAAAUUCUGAUUGCUGUCCUGACUACAAGUCCUUUUGCCGUGAAGAGAAAGAAUGGCCUCCUCACACACAGCCUUGGUAUCCAGAAGGUUGCUUCAAAGAUGGUCAACAUUAUGAAGAGGGAUCAGUAACUAAAGAAAACUGCAACUCCUGCACAUGCUCAGGACAGCAAUGGAAAUGUUCCCAGCAUGUAUGCCUUGUUCGUCCAGAAUUAAUUGAACAGGUGAAUAAAGGAGACUACGGAUGGACAGCACAGAAUUACAGCCAAUUUUGGGGAAUGACUUUAGAAGAUGGUUUUAAAUUUCGCCUUGGUACUUUGCCACCUAGUCCUAUGCUCCUGAGCAUGAAUGAAAUGACAGCUUCUUUACCUGCAACAACUGAUCUUCCAGAGUUUUUUGUUGCUUCUUAUAAAUGGCCUGGAUGGACUCAUGGCCCAUUGGAUCAAAAAAAUUGUGCUGCAUCCUGGGCAUUUUCCACUGCAAGUGUGGCUGCUGACCGAAUAGCAAUUCAGUCUAAGGGUCGAUACACGGCCAAUCUAUCCCCUCAGAAUUUGAUCUCUUGCUGUUCCAAGAACCGUCCUGGAUGCAAUAGUGGAAGCAUCGAUAGGGCUUGGUGGUACCUGAGAAAACGUGGACUGGUAUCCCAUGCAUGUUAUCCACUUUUCAAAGACCAAAAUGCUACCAGCAAUGGAUGUGCCAUGGCAAGCAGGUCUGAUGGGCGAGGAAAACGGCACGCCACGAAGCCAUGUCCCAACAACGUAGAAAAAUCUAACAGGAUCUACCAAUGUUCUCCUCCAUACAGAGUCUCUUCCAGCGAAACUGAGAUAAUGAAAGAAAUCAUGCAAAAUGGACCAGUUCAAGCCAUAAUGCAAGUCCGUGAGGAUUUUUUCCAUUAUAAGACAGGGAUAUACAGACAUGUUACCAGCACAAAUAAAGAAUCCGAAAAAUAUCGAAAGCUUCAGACACAUGCAGUCAAACUCACUGGAUGGGGCACACUGAGAGGAGCACAAGGGCAGAAAGAAAAAUUUUGGAUUGCUGCCAAUUCCUGGGGAAAGUCAUGGGGAGAGAAUGGCUAUUUCAGGAUUCUUCGAGGAGUAAAUGAGUCCGGCAUUGAAAAGUUGAUUAUCGCAGCUUGGGGCCAACUGACAAGUUCCGAUGAACCAUAACAUAUCAAUAAAUUUCCAUAAGGCCAUGCCUUUAAGUAACCCCCUAAAUUGAAGUUUAGCAAUAUGACAUUCUUGGUGACAGUGGAAUCUUUGUCUCUUCACCGUGUUAACAUAAUCAAGCUAUUUUCUUAUUUUCCCCUCUGGUCUGUGCUUCUGCUUCCUUCAUAUUACUGAGCAUUAAAAACACCAAUAAAGGACAGCAGAGUGCCUAAAUGCCUUUAAAGUUCCCGGGUUGCCUUGUUUUUCUGUUAUGAUGGUGUCCUUUUUGCCUUUACC